UUAAAACCUGCAGUGGCACACGUCCGCUCAUGGAAAGGGGAGAGUUUUUAGAAGGGGAAGUUAAGGAAUAGCCCCUUUUCCUGAUUGCUGACGCGGCCAGCGGCUGCACGCAAAAUAGUGUACUUCAAGUUAAGGACUGUGGAUGUAACUGCUUGUCACGAUGUUGUUUUGGAUUCUCGUUAUUGGGGCGAUUACAAGACUAGACGGUUACUUUUCCGAAGAGAAAAACCCCGGAGAAUCGAAAAUGCAGCCGCCUACAGUCGUGAUUGCAAUUAUCGCAAGAAAUGCUGCCCAUUCGCUUCCAUACUAUCUUGGAGCACUGGAGAGGCUGGACUAUCCCAAAGAUCGCAUCUCGAUAUGGGCUGCGACUGACCACAACGUCGACAACACCACGGCGAUCCUGCGGGAGUGGCUGACCAUCAUGCAGCGGUUCUACCACUAUGUGGAGUGGAGGCCCAUGGACAAACCCACGUCGUACCCUGGGGAAAUGGGCCCUAAGCACUGGACUAACGGCCGGUACGAGUACGUCAUGAAGCUCAAGCAGGCAGCGCUCAACUUUGCCAAGAAACGCUGGGCUGACUACAUCUUGUAUGCAGACACAGACAACAUCCUGACCAACCCAAAAACGCUCAGCCUUAUGGUGGCAGAAAACAAGUCGGUCAUCGCGCCCAUGCUGGACUCUCAGACUGCGUACUCCAAUUACUGGUGCGGCAUAACCCCUCAGGGAUACUACCGCCGCACUGCCGAAUACUUCCCUACCAAGCACCGGCAUCGGCUCGGCUGCUACGCCGUCCCCAUGGUGCACUCCACCGUGCUGUUGGACCUGCGUAAGGCGGGCACCAAGAAGCUGGCCUUCCACCCUCCCCACAAGGACUACUCCUGGCCUUUCGACGACAUCAUCGUUUUCGCUUUCUCCUGCCGCGUCUCGGAGGUGCAGAUGUACCUGUGCAACAAGGAGCGCUACGGCUACCUGAAUGUUCCUACGAAGCCUCACCACACCAUUGAGGAUGAUCAAAUCAACUUUGUUCAUGUGCAGCUGGAGUCCAUGAUUGAUGGGCCACCCAUGUACCCCUCACGGCACAUACAUUUGCUUCCCAGACAAAGAGACCUCAUGGGCUUUGAUGAGAUAUACCUGAUAAAUUUACGCCGGCGUCCGGACAGACGGGAUAGGAUGCUGUGGGCUCUCAACGAGCUGGAGAUUGAUGUCAAGGUGGUGGACGCUGUGGAUGGAGGUGCUCUAAACAGCAGUGAAAUCAAGCUUUUGGGCGUUGACCUCCUGCCGGGAUACUACGACCCCUUCUCGGGUCGCACCCUGACUAAGGGCGAGGUCGGCUGCUUCCUCAGCCACUACUUCAUCUGGAAGGAGAUGGUGGACAUGCAGCUGGACAAGGCGCUGAUCUUUGAGGAUGACAUACGUUUCCAGGGCAACAUCAAGCGGCGGAUACUGCGCUUGAUGGAAGAGGUUGAGAAGGUGGAGCUGGACUGGGACAUUAUAUACCUGGGCCGGAAGAAGGUGAAACCGGGAGACGAGGUAGCAGUGGAGAACGUGCGGAAUCUGGUGGUGGCAGACUACUCCUAUUGGACGCUGUCCUAUGCUAUCUCUCAGCAGGGGGCCCAGAAGCUCAUCAAUGCCGAACCUCUCUCCAAGAUGCUGCCUGUAGACGAGUUCUUGCCCAUCAUGUAUGACAAACACUCAAAUGAGGAGUACAAGGCGCAUUUCCCCAACCGGAACUUGCAGGCGUACUCAACGCACCCCCUUCUGGUGCAGCCCUGCCACUACGCCGGAGACCCGGAGUGGGUGAGCGACACAGAGACCUCCACUCUCUGGGACGACGAUUCCGUGCGGACGGACUGGCGCGGGUCCUUCAAGACUUUGAAGGGCUCGGUGCCGACAGCGGGGCUGCAUACCGCGUACCGUGACGAGCUCUAACGCAGCGCGGUGCGGAUCGCCUGCGGCAUGAAAGGAACCUUAUUUUAUUGCAUAUUUUGUCAUCACUAGGCAAGGGCUGUUUUGCUGCGUUCCUUCUACAAACAGCCGUGCUGUGGGUUCGUUGACCCGAGGCAGCAGUCCAGCUCCUGACCUCCGAGGCCCCCGGUCCCUCCCUCACAUAAUAAAUAUGGGCUUUCUUGCUCGGACAUCUUACAGGUGCUGUGCGUCGGUACACCUGGAGUCAGGAGCCACUGUUCCACAGGGAAAAAGUGUGUGAUAGGUAUGCAUGUCUCUGCAUGCAGUGGACCGCAUUUCUUUUAUUUUGGUUGAUACGGUUGUGGUGUGUGUCACAUGCUUCCUGUCCUCCUUCGUUUGUGCUCACCUGCUCACCUCUUCCCGUGUGUAGCAAAUACCCUGUCUGUGAGUUUCCAUCUCAUGCCACAGGUCACUGGCCACCAUAUCUUUUGCAUUGAACACUAAACUUACCGGGUGAAUCCAGUCAUUUUGAACCAUGAAGGGAAGAGAUCCACAAUUAUAAUCUGCCAGUGGAAUUAAGAAAUCUGUGUGAGCAGAGGUCUGCCCAAACACUGAGGCUAGGACUCGUGCUACAGGAAAGGCUUAUCAGCUGGUUUUAAGGGAAACCAACUGGUGCCUGCUUUUAAAAGUGAUAAAGACUUCACUGUGAUGACAAUCAAGCACCAUUGAGCAUGUGUCUGCAAUCAUUGCCUUUUCUGAAUACAAAUGGUACCUCUAAUGCCUCUGCUUGUAGUUUAGGAAUUAAGUUUGUUUCUGUUUUUUAGGCUUGUUACUAGUUGUUGGUAGUCUUAGCAGUAGUAGUACCUUUAUUUAUUUCCUGUUUUUUUAUUUAUUUCAGUAUCCCACUGAGCUGAAAUCUCAUGAAAUUUUUAUUCUUGUUUCAUUGUAUCAAGUGAAACUAGAAAUACAAUCCCAUUAGUUCAAUGUUAAUUUUCUUUACUAGAUUCACUGGGCAUGUAAUGUCAUAUGAAUUCAAGCGGAUUUAUAUAAAAAAUGUAUUUUUAAUGCAUUUUGAUAGUUACAACUUGUGAUCAAAAGUGAGAAGACUAUUUUUAUUUGUCAUGGUAACUAUAAACUAAUAAUCUUGGGCUCAACCUUUCUGUUUGUGUUGGCGACUUGCACAAUUACACUGAAUGUAAAUGUAAUCAGUGCCACUGAUAAUUAUUUACCUGUGCUCUAGGUCUGUGGAUAAUCUCAAAGGACUAGCAUAUAGCUAUAUAAACAAUCGAUUAUUAUAUUUUUAAAAUAAUAAUAAUAAUUGAUAGCAUUUGUGUAGCUAUAUGUAGGCCCUGUAGAAUUAUUGUAAUGGUAAAAUGUAAUAUUUUUAUUAUAUGAGGUUAUUACAUACUUGUUUACUAUGAGCUCUGUGCAAGCUAUGAAACGUAGUUUUUGCUGUAUGCAUAUGUAUUGCAUGCUAUGUACUAUGUUAUCAUAACUCUGUAUUACCUCGACAUCAUAACUUGCAAAAGUAAAAGUGCAAUGGGUUCAGUUUAAA
Molecule: messenger RNA, 3461 nt
Organism: Anguilla rostrata (American eel)
Lineage: Eukaryota; Metazoa; Chordata; Actinopteri; Anguilliformes; Anguillidae
Gene: cercam
Product: cerebral endothelial cell adhesion molecule
Exons: 12
Coding region: 161-1930 (589 amino acids)
Source: RefSeq, a predicted model, not a curated record